AUGGCCGACGCAACCCCAACUCCCGCCGCCGCGGCAAGCUCGCCGGCCCCGCCCGUCGAGUCUCCGGCAUCACCGAGACACGCGUCGUCCCCGUCAAGAGCCGCCGACACGGCGCCUGGGACCGCUACGAGCCCGGCUCCUCCGCUCGAACCCGCUUCCCCGCCUCCGCAGGCCGCUUCGCUUGGGGUCGCGUCCCCCCAGGAGUCAAUUGCGGUUGAUGAGGGCUUCACGGUAGACUCCAAGAUUCAAGAUGUCAUUGAUAGCGCAUCCACCAUUGACGACAGAAUUUCCACGUACACGGCAUCUUUGACAUCCUCCGUUGUCGAUUAUCCCACCGAAUAUGGCCGACGCUAUCACGCCUUUCGAUCCGGCGCAUACAACUUUCCCAACGACGCGGUUUGUGAAUUUGCCGUCCGGCUGACUCUGGAGAGACACAAGCUUACAUAA
Molecule: messenger RNA, 447 nt
Organism: Colletotrichum higginsianum IMI 349063
Lineage: Eukaryota; Fungi; Ascomycota; Sordariomycetes; Glomerellales; Glomerellaceae
Product: Methyltransferase domain-containing protein
Exons: 4
Coding region: 1-447 (148 amino acids)
Source: RefSeq, a predicted model, not a curated record